Molecule: messenger RNA, 1440 nt
Organism: Symbiodinium pilosum
Lineage: Eukaryota; Dinophyceae; Suessiales; Symbiodiniaceae
Source: the annotation of a GenBank genome assembly
GAUGGCCUCAAUUGGAAGGAUGUGGCGUGGUUGAUGUUGUCUGACAUUGUGGGGACGUCUGUUCUGACCUUGAAUGGUGUGGCUGCCAAAUUGGGAUGGGUACUCACGAUUGCCUUCAUUGCUGGAUUAUUUCCAGUGGCACUGUAUUCUUCCCUUUUGAUGAGCAGGACACGAGGCAUACUGAGCCGAUUAUUGGGUCCUGGCAAGACCGUAGCUCUGGGCACGAUGGGAGAGGUGGCAGCUUGCGUUUUCGAUUCUCGACGAGCUGGUUUGAUAGUCACCAUCGUUGUUUAUGGUUACACAGCCCUCGGCCAAGCCUCUUACAUGUUGGUGAUGGGAACAGCACUCCAGAUGUCGCUGUAUGAUGUGGCGCUUUGUCUUCCCACCGCGGUUCUUUUGACCAUCGUCGCGUUAGUCGCGCCAAUUUUCGGAGUGCGGAAGCUGGGAGAAUCAGUGAUGUUGGCUUUUGUGAACUCAUUGCUCAUCGUGGCUGUGAUAGUGCUUGCCCUUGUCCGAGCAGGCACCACAACCCCACCAUGCCGGCACACCUUCCUUUUUGACCCAGGUUUGAAUUUUAUGGUGAUCCUGGGCGCCGCUACUAAUGUGGUGUACAGCUAUGCUGGACAGUGGAUGUAUUUCGAGCUGAUGGACACGAUGUCUGCUCCGGAGGACUUUCCAAAAUCAUUCUGCAUCGCAGGUCCGUUUAUGCUCAUUGCGUACCUGGCUGUGGCCUGCUUGGGCUAUGGCUUUGGCUCGGGCACGGGCGAUCUUAUUGCGGGCAUGCCCCACGGUCCCAUGCUGCAGGCGGCAGCGGCCAUGCUCUUCAUCCACGUUCUGAUUGUUUAUCUGAUUAAGAGCGUCGUGCUGAUCCGCUACAUACACGGGUGUUGGAAGCCCAACCAGGUAGAUUCGAGAGGCCUUGGCUCCUAUGUGCAGCAUGGAGGGUUGGGCCUCCUCCUCCUGUUGUUGGGCUUCUUUGUGUCCAACAUGAUACCAUUUUUUUCACAGCUUUUGGGGAUCAUCGGCGGCCUCUUUGCAGGCCCGAUUGGUUUCCUGUUCCCGAUCACGUUCUUCCUCGUGGCCAGAGGCCGCGAGAGACUUGCCGAGAACCAGGAGGAACAUGAGAGCAGGCCGAUGGAACGUCAGGCAUCCCCAGAGGAAGUGGUUGCCAUCUGUGGCGAGCAAGACGAUCCCCAAGAAGAAGGCACUGAGACAAGCUCCUCGACAAGCUACUCAAGCGUGUUGGGUAGUGGGCGAUGCAGGCUGCUACUCGGCUUCGGUACGCUUCCGAUUUGGGAGCAGGUAUUGUUCAUAGUGACUACGAUGAUCUUUGGAGUGGCAGACGAGAUCUCCCAGGUCAUGGAGAUGUGGGACCGGCUGGGAGCUCCAUUCCAGUGCCAUCGCCUCCAACCACCGAAUCGCCCAUCAUGCCCUGGCUGA